Messenger RNA from Hippopotamus amphibius kiboko, 939 nucleotides. Its product is annotated as putative vomeronasal receptor-like protein 4. Gene Ontology annotation, biological process: G protein-coupled receptor signaling pathway. Gene Ontology annotation, cellular component: membrane. Gene Ontology annotation, molecular function: pheromone receptor activity. Bases 1 to 939 code for a protein of 312 amino acids. The record is from RefSeq and is a predicted model, not a curated record. The transcript has a single exon. Lineage: Eukaryota; Metazoa; Chordata; Mammalia; Artiodactyla; Hippopotamidae.
AUGAACACCCUUUCUACCUAUGUCAUUAAAAACUGCCUUAUUUCCCAAGUUGGCAUUGGACUCUUCACCAACACCUUCCUUCUUCUCUUCCACAUCUUCACACUCCUUCAGAAUCACAAGCCUAAGCCCACUGAACUGACAAUCAGUCACCUGGUCCUGGUCCACGUGGUAAUGCUCCUCGUUGUAGUGUUUUUGGUAUCCCCAGAUCUUUCUGAGUCACUGAAUUAUCUGAAUGACUUCAAAUGUAAAGCAUUUUUCUUUGUGAACAGGGUGAUGCGGGGCCUCUCCAUCUGCACUACCUGCCUUCUGAGCAUGAUCCAGGCCAUCACCAUCAGCCCCCACACCUCCUGGCUAGCCAAGUUUAAACACAAACCCACAGAUUACAUUGUCCAUGUUUUCUCCUUCUCUUGGUUUCUCAGUUUGUCUUCCAGUAGUUAUCUCAUCUUCUACACAGUAGCUUCUCCCAAUGGGAACCAGACCAAUCUGCUGGUUCUCAGUAAACACUGCUCACUUUCUCCUAUGAGCUACAUCAUCAAGGGCUUGUUUUUCACUCUGACAAUAUCCAGGGAUGUCUUCUUGGUAGGCAUUAUGCUGCUUUCUAGUGCAUACAUGGUGAUUGUCUUGUUCAAGCAUCAGAGGCGGUUCAAGUACCUUCACAGCACCAGCCUCUCUUCAAAAGUCUCUCCAGAGAAAAGAGCCACCCAGACCAUCCUGCUGCUGGUGAGUUUCUUUGUGUUCAUGUACUGGGUGGACUUUAUCAUCUCAUUCGUCUCAGUUCUGGUUUGGUCGUAUGACCCCAUUAUUCUGGGUGUCCAGAAGAUUGUAGUCAAUUUCUAUGCCACUGUCAGUCCUUUGGUACUAAUUGUUUCUGAUAAAAGGGUAAUUAAUAUUGUGAAAAAUAUGUGGCAGAAGCAUCAUCAAUUUUUAACAAGUUAUUGA